Messenger RNA from Monopterus albus (swamp eel), 2170 nucleotides. RefSeq names its product proline, histidine and glycine-rich protein 1-like. The record is from RefSeq and is a predicted model, not a curated record. NCBI's taxonomy places the organism in Eukaryota, Metazoa, Chordata, Actinopteri, Synbranchiformes, Synbranchidae. The transcript is spliced from 6 exons. Bases 395 to 643 code for a protein of 82 amino acids.
AAAAUCAUAGAAUAGAAUAGAAAGAUAGGACAUCAAACUAAAACUACUCAACACCACAUUACAAGGAUUCUCCAUCUGACUGAUGUCAAAGUAAUAGUAGAAGCAGCAAUCCCAUAUUUUGCCCACUCGGUGGGGCUGAAUCCCUUGUUCACAGCUGGCAUUUACUGGGGGUAAAUAGUGUGGUGACAUACAAAAUGGACUAGCAAGAAAAUCGAGUUCGAAUCCGGGUUGCGUCAGGAAGGGCAAAUGUGCCAAAUGUCAACAUGCGAAUCGUCAGUGUGACAUUCGCUGUGGCAACCCCUAAUCAGGAAAAGCCGAAAGUGACUUUCUAGUAUUUUUAUAUGAAGAAUCAGUAAAGGAAAAUGAUAAGCACUGGAACUCCUGAUAAGGACCAAUGGAAACAACUUUGUACUACGCUUGUCAACAAGAGAAAAUGAGUGAUCAGUGUCCCAAGGAUAAGCCAGCCCAGGGGGAAUGUCCCGGAUCAGCUGGGCCAGGAGGAGAGUGCCAUAAGGGGAAAGGACCUGAUAAACACGGGCAUGGACAUGAACAUGGACGUGGAGGUGGAGGAGAGUGCCAUAAGGGGAAAGGACAUGAAGGACAUGAACAUGGACAUGGACAGGAUAAAAAAUGUCAAAAGUGAAGAAAUCUUUGAACUGUCAUUUAGGCAUAUUACUUGUAAAGAAAUGUAGAAAUGCAUCUUUAAUAAAUAAUAAACCUAUCCUACAAUAAAGCAACUGUUUGUUCAUUUAAAUAUAAAGUUAGCGACAGACUCCAUAUUAACACAUGUAUGCACAACAGAUGCAUGUAAUCUUUUGUUCAUUGUCUCAGGUUAGUCAUUUAACAAGUCUAAAUCCUCUAUAUCAUCCGAGUAUGGAAAAUGGCUCAUAACUAUGUAGGGCAGAGUGUGACUCUUUGGAGGAUGCACAGGUUGAGUUGGUGGGGGAAAAACAGCAAGGAUGACAGGCUAUGAUGCAAAUAACACAAAAAAAAAACUGUAUAAUGACAAAUGGCACAAAUGACCUGUUCCUAGCUACAACAAAGCAUGUCAAUGUAGUUCUAGUAUUCACUGACAGAAACAUCAAUGCAAUGUUACAGUGAAAUAAAAAGGUAACUCUCCAAGUUUCCUAUUGAGAUUUAUUGGAAUAAUAUACUGGUUAUUUGGUACAAUAUUAAGUAGCUUUAUAGUUAACCAUUUCUUAUUCAUAUAAUCAAUAACUAGAACUACCGACUUGCAGUUGUAUUCUCACAGUCUUCCAUCCUUACAUGAAGAUGUUCAUCAUUGUAUGCAUGCAAGUCCAAAUUCUCUACAACAGCAAUAUCCUCUGUUUGAUACACUGUAUGUUAUCGUUUCACAGCAGACAGACUCACUAUCCUUUGGUCAAAAAGCUGAUUGUUAGCUGUCAGUGUGUGUUGCUUUGCUAAAUAAAGGGUUAAAAAAAUAGUAGCCAGUAUACUGUAUAUAGCAUCUGUAUUUGCAUGGGUAGAGAUUUUAUGUUUGCUAAAAUCUUGGACAUCCAGAAACAAAUUUGACAUAUCCUGAUGUUUCUGUUACUGCUAGGACUCCUUACUAUAUGCUGACACGUUAGAACUUGCUUUGUUAAAUUACAAAACAAAACAAAACAAAACAAAUCAGUAAAGCAACAAUGUGAAGCAGGUGAUGACUUGUAGAAAAAUGUAACCCUCCCUAUUGCAUUGGAAUGCAAGGAGACAGCAGACAGUUAACGUUCACUGCCAAUCUCCAGUACUAGUACAGGCAACAGCAUGACUUUUAUGAAAAUGUUAAAUUCUCCUCCCCAGGCUUUGCCACGAUCAGUCAUCAAAAGCCUAACAGCUAAAACAAAUUGUAUCACCCUUAUUAUCUAAAACAGUCCAGUAAACUAAUCCUGCUUCAUGUUGGUUUACACAUCCCCACACAACACCAGAGGCUAAAGUAAGAGUUUUACCUAAAUUUACAUGUGGACUUAUAAUCUUGCUAACCAAGUGAUUUGUUUCUGAUCAUUUCUAAUCUAACCGUUUUUAAUCUUACGUAAUUAAAACUAAAUAUUCACUACUUCAGUUUGUAGAUAUGUUGAACAUUUAUCACUGUGAACUAGAAAAGAGCAUUGUGGUAAUUUUCCAGCUAUGCACCAUAUAAUUUUGUUACAUAAAACGUAAUCAAGGCAGCAUG